AUAAUCCAUUUCAGUCAGUAACGUUGAGAAAUGGUCACCGUUCAUUUGACUUCGCUUCUGCUUGGAUUGUUAAUAUUGGUGGAAGCUCAAACUCGAAAAUCACCAAAACCUACGUUCAAACCACCACAGGGUCCGAAAAUACCAGAAUCUCCGUUUAACCAACUUAAAUUACCUCUAAGUCUAGGUUUAGGAUUCGAUGGCUUUUGGGGAGGACGGAGAGGAGGAAGCAGACGAGAACUUUGGGGAGCGGGACCAAGAGGAGGAAGUGGGACAGGGGGCGGGGUUGGAGGCGGAGGCAGAAAAGCACUGACUUUUCAGAAAGUUGUGGAGUAAAUAUUUCAAAAACUGGAGUAACGAACACUAUGCAUCACUGUGUAAAAAAGAAUGUUAAAUCAUUAUUCAAAAGCCAUUUAGAAAUAAAAUAAAAAAGAAAACCCUAAAUGCAAAC
Saccostrea echinata is the source of this 448-nucleotide messenger RNA. RefSeq lists its product as uncharacterized. The transcript is spliced from 3 exons. NCBI's taxonomy places the organism in Eukaryota, Metazoa, Mollusca, Bivalvia, Ostreida, Ostreidae. The coding region runs from base 31 to 333 and encodes 100 amino acids. The record is from RefSeq and is a predicted model, not a curated record.